Messenger RNA from Anolis carolinensis (green anole), 7773 nucleotides. RefSeq names its product centrosomal protein 85 like (gene cep85l). Gene Ontology annotation, cellular component: centrosome. The record is from RefSeq and is a predicted model, not a curated record. The transcript has 13 exons. Bases 254 to 2632 code for a protein of 792 amino acids. NCBI's taxonomy places the organism in Eukaryota, Metazoa, Chordata, Lepidosauria, Squamata, Anolidae.
AGCCUCGGCCCAGUUCCCGCCUCCCUCCCUCGCAGUCUCAGCCCCUCUCUCUCUCUCUCUCCGUCCGCGGAGGAGGAGGAGGAGGAGCCGCAGUGAAGUGAAGGGGAGCCUUGUCCUUCUGCGCUGAGGGCGGGCGGACGGGCGAGAUGGCCGCGGCGGCGCCCAGGCCCGAGAAGGGCGAGCGAAAGGCCGGCAGCCACCAGCAGUAAACCCCUUCUUCCGUCUCCCUUCUCUCCGCGUCUCCUCGGCCGCCAUGUGGGGGAGGCUGCUCUCCGAGCUAGGGCAGAACGGCGACUACCGAGCAGGCCCAGAAUAUUCCUCAUCAGGAUGGUUGCCUGGUCCUGAUCCAUUGUGGCAAGCCACAACUGCCCCAUCAAGCGGUCGGAGUAGCCACAUCAGGAGGCACAGCAUAGCUUCUGACAGUGGGGACACUGGCAUUGGAACCUCUUGCUCUGAUAGUGUGGAAGAUCAUUCGACCUCAAGUGGUACCUCCUCGUUUAAGCCUAGCCGCUCCCUAGUCUCAAUUCCCACUGCCCAUGUGAUGCCGACUAAUGCCAGUUCUUCGCUUUCCAAACAUCGGGAACUUCUCAAGACUGACUGUUCAAAAUGGAGCACGAGCCUUUUGAGGUCCGCUGGAAGUACACAUCAGGGCAUGCUGGACAGCUCUCUUGACAUGAAGGACUUGAGGCCUGUAAGGAAAUGGUCAUCUUUGUCGAAGCUCAGCCCAUCUGUGAGCUGUAGCCAGGAUGGGGGCAUUUAUGCAGCAGAGUACAGGGUCAGCAUGGAAAAAAUGGGAAGAGACAAGACUGUGUCACCACCAUUAAGAACAAAUGGGACAAGCUGCUUGCACAGUAGUAUGGAAGUUCUCAAAACUGAAGACAGAGAAACAGGGAAGAUGAGAAGUUCUACCCUGGACUGCAAAUACAAGUUUGAAAGUUGCAGCAAAGAAGACUUGGGGGUUCCUGAUCCCUCAAACAGGAGACAUGCCUUAGACAUGACCUAUAGUGCCUUACCUGAAAGCAAGCCUGUUAUAUCAAACUGUGAGGCUUUCCAUCCUGGAUAUAUAACUUUGGGGGCACAGGCUGUGAGCGGGCUUCCUAUUCAGCCCUCUGAGAGGACUCAGAGGUGGCUUACAGAACAAUUUCAUACAAAUCCACCCGAGUCUAGAUCUUCUGAGGAGUCAUACAGUUUACCUUCUUGGCAAUUACAGCAGCUUGAAGAAUUUAGAACGGGAAGUGAGCAUCAUGUACAGGUUCUGAGUGGAUCAUCUCGUCAGAGUUAUUCAGCAGCAAACUUUCAGGAUUAUAAUAACUGGGAGUCCCUGAUGAAAAUCAAAGAAGGAUUGUUAAGGCAAAAAGAGCUUGUGAUUGAUCGGCAGAACCAGCAAAUUAAUCUUUUGUAUCAGAAGAUAAGGGAAAAUGAACUACGGGCCCAGCAAGCAAGACUGGGGCAUAUUGUGAAUUGUGAAGACUCUUACGUGAGUACUUUCCAGCCUCAGUAUGAGAACACAGCAAUGCAGCCUUCAUUUUCAGAGAGAUCUCCAACCCAUUGUGAAAGGGAAGAGCUGGAACAAAAGCUUGCAAUAGUACAAAAUAAAGAGCUACAACUCAGUGAAUUUUUGAAACAAAUGGCAAACAAAGCUAGUGAGGAAAAGAAGAAGAUGGAAGAGAAGCUCAAAACCAGAGACAGGUACAUAAGCAGCCUGAAAAAGAAAUGCCAGAAAGAGUCAGAACAGAAUAAAGAGAAACAAAGAAGAAUAGAAACCCUUGAAAAGUACUUGGCUGAUCUGCCAACACUGGAUGAUGUUGAAAGUCAAAGUAAACAGCUUCAGGUUCUUGAAGAAAAGAACAAGCAGAUGAAAGGUACUGUGGCUGAGUUGGAAAGCGCGCUUGAAGAGUCUAAGACACAAAAUCAAGAAAAAGAAUUGCAGCUGGUCUGUCAGAAGCAGAAAGAAAAGGAAUUGGUAACAGCAGUACAAAGCCUGCAGCAGAAAGUAGAAAAAUGCCUGGAAGAUGGUGUCCGCCUUCCUAUGCUAGACACAAAACAGCUUCAGAGUGAAAAUGAAAGCCUCAAAGAGAAAAAUGACAAUGCUAGCAAGGUCAUAGACAAUCAACAGAAACAGAUUGCUCAGAUGACUAUAGAAAUCCAGUCUUUGCAGGAAAAGGUUUUGCAAGAAAAACUGACAGUUCAGAAGCAGAAAAAUGAACUUGAAGAUAAGGAUAAGAUUACACAGCGCUUGCAAAGGACUGUGAUUGAGAACCAAAGAUUAAUGGAAGAAAAUGCUUCUUUGAGGGAACAAAUUCUUCAGAUGGAACAGUGCAGGCAACCGCUGCCUGAGAAACUGCCUAUGGCUGAUCAGUUGUUCAAGGAAAUGUCUCAUUGUUUGUUUGACUUGAAAGCACUUUGCAGUAUUCUUACUCAUAGAGCUCAGGGCAAGGAGCCUAACAUGUCCUUAUUGCUGGGAAUCAGAUCAAUGAAUUGCUCAUCUGAAGAUGAGAACUACCACAGCACAGAAACUCUGUCAAAGAAACUCUCAGAAGUGUGUCAGUUACGAAAGGAUAUUGAUGAAUUGAGGACUAUAAUAUCAGAGUGUUAUGCUCAGGAUAUGGGAGAAAAUUGCAUUACACAAUGAUAAAGGUUGACCUCACAGCAACAAUGUCCAAGUUAUUAAAUGCUGCUCUGGUUUUAGUUCCUUGUGUUUCUUUUAAGAAGCCAUACUGGAAGACACACCCUCUGUGACCACUCACACCGUUUCAAGCAUGUGCGCUUAUUUUAAAGGAUAAAGUAAUCAUCAAUUCAAGACAAAAAUAUAUACUGAAAUCUGGUUUCAUCAAAACUACUGAAUAUUGGUCAAAGCUGUGAAGAAUGUCUGUUGACAAAAACUUGGUUUUGUUUCCUCAAUUAAGGAUGUAAAAAUAAUGAUAUACAUAUGAUUUUCUGGCAUAGAAACUGGAGUGUUAGAAGAGGGCACUCUUGCUACUACUGUACCAUUUUUCCUAUUCAGCCAAGCUUGGGGUUCAGUGGGGAAUUGGUUCCAGGACUCCAUGUGGCUACCAUAGAAUGUGGUUAUGUAUAAAGGGACAAGAAGGGAAUUUGAGGGCACCCAAAGGCAGCUGCUGGCACAUGUUCAAACCUCAUCCUCCCCUCCCAAACCUGCCAACCACUUUUUCCCUCCCUCGUUUCUCACAAAUGAUCCCUUCCACACCUCCAUCAUUGUUGCGUCCCAAAGGGCACCCAUAGUCCCCCCUCCUUUCUCCCUUGGCCUGCCUCGGUCUCUUUUUUGCCCUCAGCAGGGGAGUCCCAGAAGCAAGGCUACCAUCCGGGAUGGGGAAGAGAUGAGACAUUUUACAAAAAAACAAAAUGAAGACUGUUUUAUAAAAUAUUAGAAUAUUCUAUUACUAUUACUAUUUGUAUUGUUAAUCUGCCAUUGGUUGAAUCCGCAGAUUCACAGCCUGGAGAUAUAUGGAGGUCCCACUGUACAAAGUUAUCAUUAAUAAUCUGAUUGGAGAAAAUAUUGGAAGUCCUUUACUACCUGAUGGCAUUGAAACUAAAAACAGUUUUAUGGAGCAAGAACUUAGACAGAUGACUUUGAUAUGUUAAGAAAAAGUACCUUACUGUGUUCGUUUCCUCUGUUUGGUAAACUUUGUUUUAGUUAGCACUUGAUGGUGAGUUAUCAACAACUUAGAGUGAGCUGAAAAUAAACUCCCAUAUUUUAGAUAAAGCAUAAGGCUUUUGGAGAAUCUAAAUACCUUCCCUCAUAACCUCUAAAUAUUCUAUACUAAUUUGAAAAUAUUAGUCUGAUAACGUAUUUCUAUUCUGAGUGAAGGCAGGCUAGAUUAAAACACACAAUAUGUACAUCACGGAAAUACAAGAGACUGUUGCAUGUUGGUAAUCAGUACCAAAUAAUUCUACAAUUUCAGUUUGUUCAAGAGCUCACCCCAGCCUUCAGGAAGAUUACAAGGCAAAAAGGAACUUUUUCCCCAUAAAGUAUCAGUGAAGCAGUUCCUGGUGGAUACUCAUAGCAAGAAUUAGGAUGGAAACCAGAGAAGAAAUUUCCACGGGGAAAUUGACAGCAAGGGAAAUUAUCAAUGGGUUCAGCCAUGUGUGCUUAGAGUUCUUCUUUAGACCUAUCCAUUCAGUGUGGGAAGGUUGGGAUUGGAGGCUUGUAACCCCUCCUUGAUUCUUUUCAAGAUUUAUGUCAUUUGAUAUUUGGGUUUAUGUCAUUUAGUUGAUGAACAUGAUAUCACUUUAUUCUAACAGUCAUUUGAGAUGGAAUACUUUCUUGAAAGAGGAAGGAAAGAAGAAUAUUCAUUUUGCAUAUUUGUAGUUACAAUUAGCCACAAGGUGUGGAGACCAUGAGACUGGUCUUGCCAACAGUCAUUACUUAAACAAAAGCUUGUAUUAAUUACAUUUUCAGUUUUUUAUGUCAGUAUCUCUGUUUAAGACAUUUUUAAAGGGUCAAUGUUUCAUUGAUCUUUCCUCCCAAACUUUUGUGUGGCUUUUGUUUAAACAUCAUUUGUAUAUGAUUGUAAUUAUUUUUUCAAAAACCUUUUUGGACAUUUUUUCAAUAUUGUAUUUAUUUAAAUUGUUGUUUCUUGUUAUGCUGUUUUGCUUUCUGUCUGUGGAAAUAAUUUAACAUUGAUCUUUAGUACUGCUCAAUAUUUUGAAUGGCACCUUUGUAGGUAUUACCUUUGAACCAUUAGGUGAGCAUGAAGCAAGUUCCAUUUUAACAUAACAUUAUAAAGCAAACGACUGGAAUUUAAAAUACUAAGACUGCAAUCUCAAAUAUAAUUAAAUCUAAAUGAGUGGUAUUUCAUUUAGAAUUUAGGUAGUUUCCAGAUGAGUGGCCAGGAAUAGUUUUUGUUGCUUUACUUUUAUAUCAACAAACAACUAACAGUGAGUGAAAGCUCUUCAACCUGAAAAUAAUUUUUGUUUUUCUUUGAUUCUGUGAUGAUAUAAAUUAAGCACUACAACUUCAAUGCAGAACUAGGAAAGAAUAUUCUAUUGAUUUAAAGUAGAGCAAGUUUGUUUAAACUAGAUUUGUAGCAAAGGCUAGUUUUUAUAUUUUAUAUUUUAUAAAACUAUAUUGUAGUUUUAUUUGACCCUAUACAUAAGGUUAGGCUGUGGAGGGAGUCCUUAGGCCCUUUUUUAAUCUGCUACCUUCAUUUCACAUGAUCUGAUCAAAAAUUGUAAUACUGAAGAUUUACUGAGUACUUAGGAAUCAGGCCAUAUCCAUUUUUGUCCAUGAAGUAUGUAGGGACAAAAGUGUUGAAUAGGUAGAACAUUUAAGACCGUCCUAUCCUUAUUUUUUGCUUCUUUUUUUUUUUUGUACCAGCUGUUUUCAUUGAAGGAUAGCAUUCGGGAUGCUUUAAAAAAUCCCAAACAUGCAAGGCUCCAAUAGGUAAUACCGUAAUAUUCAGAAACAUGGAACAAAUCACAUUUGUUACAUUAUGACAUAAAGAUAAAUCAUAAUGAAAUAAUUUUCACCUUAUUUUUCAGGUCUAGUUUAAAAGUUAACAAAGUUAACAGAAUGAAGGAAUCAGGGAAGGGGUCUUAUUUUGUGUCUGAAACACGCUCUGUGAUGAAUAAUAUCUUAUGAGUCUUCCUUUGGAUUUCUUUUACGUCCUACUCAGAUACUAUCAAAUUUAUUUAUUUUAGUUUAAAUAUCCCCAGUCCAGAAUUUGCUAACUGUCCCAAACAAUUUUUUGAUAUUGUCAGAGUUGAAAGCACCAGUCUUCUCUCCGAAGCUAAACUCAUAGUUCCUAUAUAAAGGAAGGAAGGCCAUGAACUCAUUUGCUCAUACCUGUGGUUUCUAGAACUUGGAAAGGGCUUUAUAUUUGGAAAAAGCCCCACUUAUUGACGACUGGUUCUGUCUCAGUCAAGUGAGGUCAGUGAAGGAAGAUGAUAGCCAAAGACAGAAAUGGCAUGAGCAAAAGCUAAUAAGCCAUAAAGGCACAGUAUUAUUAUAUAUUAGGAUUAUCUUCUUAAAGAGGGUAUUCUGCUUAAAUAACUAAAUAACUUGUCAGUUUACAACGGCCUUUAAAUGGUUUAAUAUUUAUGCUAAGAAGUGCAUGAGUAUUUUCAGUUACUAUAUGUUCAACCCAUUUUAUGAGGAGUGGUUGACUAAUACUAGCAUUUUAAGAGAUGUGGUUAACAAUGGUCAUUACUUGGUAGACUGAUUUAGUCAUGACAACUUAUUUUGCCAUCCAUGUAAAAGACAAUCCCAAGGGCUGGAAAAUAUAUUACUAAGGAAUGGAAAUGUCUGUUAUCAAGCAUGAACAAAUUUGUACCAGUAGUGUUCAUAUUUCAGGUUGUCUUUUUAUAUCUGUAGUUGAAGUUUCACGGUAACUACUGUAACGAAAGAAUGUAUUUCAGAAGGGAGCUUGGAAAGUCAUUUUAGAUGACUAACUGUUAUUUAUAUGCAAUGUAAUAUGUGUAGUGUCAUACAUAUAUCUAGGAGAGUUGUGCAAACUUGGCUAACUCUGCAGCUUGAUUGAGCCCCUCCUGGCUACAGUCUGAGGGACCCUCAUUUGGAAGUUAAGCCCAAACAUUUUAGCCCAGAUCAAGAUUUCCCAAAUAAAUGAGUUUAGGGAUGGAUAUUAAACUGACAUUUUAGAUAUGUAGAUUUAGAAGCACAGUUCUGUAUUAUUAUUUUUAAGUAGGUUGUCAUACUCACUGGCCCCAGCUAUAAUUUUUUUAAAGAACUGAAAACAUUUGUUAUGUCAACCAAAGUUAUUUUUUUAUCUCUUCCACUGACUUUUAAUUUUUACUUUUCUGGAAGAAUGGAGAGAGAUUAUUUCUUGCCAGAUACCAGAAUAAGUGUGCGGUAAAGUGUGUUUUAAUUUUCACUUUCCUAAAACAUAAGGGGCGAGCCUUAGAAACCAAAUUUGGCAUUCAGUCAUGUUUCUGUAAACUUCUUUUCAGCUUAGGGAUAAAUAAUGCUCCAUGAUCGAUUUGACACAGUAUUCAAAAUUUGGGUGCUUUUCUACUCAAAAGUUGAAGAAAAGCAUUACUCUUUUACAAAAAGGCCAUGCAUAUUAAAAAUUUGCUGAAAAGAAAUCCAUAGAUUUAUUAAUUUCACUUGUCCAUGCCUCUGUGCCUUUUAAUUUUGCUUGUGGCUUAAAUAAUAAUCUUUCCUUUUUUAAAAAAAAAAGCCAAUCUGAAGUUGUUGCACUUUGUUCCCCCUGCUUAGAGAAGUUUUUAGCUUAUAGGUCUGGGAAAAGCAACUUUCAUAUAUAGAAAUAUUUUUGAAAUACUGUGGGUUAACCUUUGGAAAGGUAGUCUGGUCUUUCUUUACCAGUGAUUAUGCAUAUGGGGAAGGUGCAGGAAGUCCAAUCAGAAUGUAUUUAUUUUGUAUAUAUUAGGUAUAUGAUAAUCAGUGGCAAAAGCAAGGGAAAAAAGCACAGUAAGCAUGUAUUGGAUCAGUCUCCUAAGACUGGUAGGUUUUUUAACACUGGGUUCAGUUUCUGAACCACCUAGAAUACCUCAUGUGUACAUAGAGUUGUCAUGACUUAAUCAAAAUACAUUCAGUGUUGUUAUUGUUUUUUAGUUAUUAAAGGGCCACUGGCUGGUUCUUAUCGUCAGGCCUGUCAUUCUUGCCUCUUUUUGUAAUUUUUUAAAAGUAGUGUUUACAGCUAGAAUUUUGAAUGCCAAAGUUCUAUUUAUUAAAUGAUAAAGUUUUCAUUGUUAAUUACUAGUAUUUUUCCACUCUUGUUUGUUUGAUGUUUGGAUUUAUAUCUACAGAACAAAAAAUAAAUUUUGUUACAAAAUCUA